AUGACUAGUGACGAAAUCAAGCCACCAUUUUAUAAUAUUGAUUACGCCUUCGCUUUUGAAGAACGGCACUAUAUGUCCACAAACGCAAUUGAAGCUGAUCGAUUUUGGUUGAAAUGCAGAUUCAUAGGUGUUGGUUUGUGCUCAAGCUCGGUUUCGUUGAACAAAUUACCUGGAUGGGAGAAAAACUCGUACGGUUACCAUGGCGACGACGGAUGCAUUUUCAAGGGCUCUGGAGCGGGUCAAAACUACGGCCCCACUUUCGGAAACAAGGACACCGUCGGCUGUUGCUAUAACAUGGCCGAAGGCACAGUCUUCUACACCAAGAACGGUGUUCACCAAGGUAUCGCUUUCAGUAAUAUUACGAGCCAGCCUAUGUAUCCCGCCAUUGGCCUGCGUAGUCCUGGGGAGGUGGUCGUGGUCAACUUGGGCACAAGCGCACCGUUUAUGUUUGACAUAGACUCGUACGUUCGCGACUGCAAGACGGCGGCACUCAACACCAUCAGACAG
Messenger RNA from Sphaeroforma arctica JP610, 507 nucleotides. RefSeq lists its product as hypothetical. Lineage: Eukaryota; Ichthyosporea; Ichthyophonida. Gene Ontology annotation, molecular function: protein binding. The transcript has 3 exons. Gene Ontology annotation, cellular component: cytoplasm. The record is from RefSeq and is a predicted model, not a curated record. Gene Ontology annotation, biological process: cell surface receptor signaling pathway; cytoskeleton organization. The annotation marks the transcript as partial.